This is a messenger RNA of Brachypodium distachyon (stiff brome), 1709 nucleotides long. RefSeq lists its product as uncharacterized. The record is from RefSeq and is a predicted model, not a curated record. NCBI's taxonomy places the organism in Eukaryota, Viridiplantae, Streptophyta, Magnoliopsida, Poales, Poaceae. The coding region runs from base 403 to 978 and encodes 191 amino acids. The transcript has 2 exons.
CCGACGUUCUCGUGGCCGUACCUCCAGACGUAGGUAGCGGCUAAACCCUAGUCAAAUCGCCUUCCCUCCCCGGCCGCGAGAUUCGCCUCGACUCAGUUUCCAUCCGACCCGGACCGGCGAUCCCUCUCCUCGAUCGGCGGCCGCGACCAUCGCUGCACACCCAGGCGGGAGGCGGCGGGGUUCGCCGCGUCCAGCUCCGGCCUCCAGGACCACCUCCUCGCCUACAUCCAAGUCACCGCUUCGUCUUCGUCACCAGCCGCCCUCUCGUCCCCACAUUUCUGAUGAAUUAGGCAAUCUCUUCACCCGCCGAUCAAUUCCCGGUUCAACGGUUAUUUUCGCUGCCAAAACUGAAGCAAGAGAAAUCCAAUACAGAGUAACCUGAAACCUUGCAGCCUGCCUGCCAUGGUGUUUGCAGACUGGCCCUUGCUCCCGCCCGAGCUCCUCAGCUGCAUCGCCGACUGCUUCCUGGCAACUAGCGACAUCGACUACUACAUGGACUUCCGCGCCGUGUGCCGCAGCUGGCGCUCCGCCACCGAAGACCCCAAGAAUUCAGCACGCCCCCGCCACUGGGUCUUCAUCGACAGGGUCUUCCGGACCGGACCAUCUCUCUUGGUGAACACCGCCACCGGCCGCUUCCUCCGCAAGGAGCUCCCGAUGCUGCGCGACUAUUUCGUUACCGAUACCACUAUGGAUGGUCUCCUACUUUUGAUGGAACGAGACUCCCCGUACGCCUUGUGCGUCCUCAAUCCUCUCACAGGCUACAUGAUUCGCUUCAUGGUGACCCUGCCUGAUGGAGUGACUCUGGAGUUUCCUACUCUCGUCUGCGGCCCUUCACCUACCCUCGUCCUGUUAUGCAACAAGUCUCUCAUGGCGUACCUGGAUGAUACUUACCUCGUCAGGUGUACAAGGCUGAUCCUGGCACGAACGUUUCGUCGUGUACGAGGACAGUCUUGCUUGCCCCUUGACCAGGCUGACUGACAGAGGCAUCUAUGCUAAUGGUGAGUUGGAACCGGCGGCACCAUAUCCGGUUGCUGUGGCCCAAUUGAUCUUUAGGCUGGCAAAGCAUUGCAAUGCUGAUCCUGUUGAGAUGUCUGAUGAAGAAGAUACCCCGAUGUCCCAAGAAGAAGCUAUGUGGAAUUUCUCUAUAGGAUGUGACAACCGUUGUUUCCUAGUGGAAUCUGCUGGAGAAUUAUUGAUCAUCAUUAAGCUAAAAAAGGGCGUGGAGGUUUUUAGGAUGGACAUUGAAAGACAUAUAAUCGAGCAUGCGGAGAACAUUGGCAACCGUGCCAUCUUCCUCAGUGAUUAUAAAUGCAUGGCUGUUGCUGCGGAUAAGUUCCCAUCCAUUGGUGCCAACUGCAUCUAUUACGCAAAAAGCCUAGACCUCUCCAAUGACAUGUACAAGUAUAACCUCAAGUUUGGGAGAGAAGAAAGAAUCUCUGAAGUCAUGUAUGGGAGAGAAGAAGAAACAUCUGGUCCUCACGCAAUUAUUGAGUUCCUCUUGUUCGAGAGUCUAGGAUUUUGUCGUUAUUAAUGGCUGUUUGCUUUAUAUUUGCGUUAAUUAGUUAAUGACUCUGGAGAUUCGCACUUUUGCUCCGGGUUAAUAUUCUGGAGUUGUUGAACUUGAGUGGGUGAUGGUAUUCGAACAUGCUUUUCUGGAAAAUGCUUGGUUACAGUCAGAUCACAAAUCUGAUGGCUAAUUUUUUUGUUCA